Diversispora eburnea is the source of this 2376-nucleotide messenger RNA. NCBI's taxonomy places the organism in Eukaryota, Fungi, Glomeromycota, Glomeromycetes, Diversisporales, Diversisporaceae. The record is from the annotation of a GenBank genome assembly.
AUGUCAAAAGCCACCUCGAAUAUCACAGUUUUAAUUGAUAAUUAUGAUUCUUUUACUUGGAAUGUAUAUCAAUACCUUUCAGAUCUUAAUGCUGAAGUUCAAGUUUAUCGAAACGACGAAAUUACUAUUGAUAAUUUGAUUUCACUUAAACCCAAAAAUAUUAUAAUUUCUCCUGGACCAGGUCAUCCUUCAACCGAUGCGGGAAUUUCUAGUGAAGUAAUUCAUUUCUAUGCAGGAAAAAUUCCUAUUCUUGGAAUUUGUCUUGGUGAACAAUGUAUUUUUGAAGCUUUUGGUGGUAAAGUUUCUUAUGCUGGAGAAAUUGUUCACGGUAAAACUUCAAUCAUAAAACAUGACGGAAAAGGAAUUUAUAUUAAUGUGCCAAAGGAUAUUUCAGCUACUAGAUAUCAUUCUCUAGCUGCUCAACAAAAUACUAUUCCUGAUCAAUUAGAGGUGACUAGUUGGAGUGAAAGUGGAGUUGUAAUGGGUGUUAGACAUCGAGAAUUUACCAUUGAAGGAAUACAAUUUCAUCCCGAAAGUAUUCUUAGUGAAAAUGGUAAAAUAAUUCUUGAAAAUUUUUUAAAAUUAGAAGGAGGAAUGUGGGAAAAUAAUCCGAAAUUUUUUGUUAAAUCACCAUUGGCCAAAACUCAAAUUUCAACCAACUCGGUUCCUUCAAUUUUGGAAAGAAUUAAAAAUCAAAGGUUGAUCGAUAUUGCAAAUGCUAAAAAUCAACCUGGAUCAUCUUCACUUGAUUACGAAAAAUUAUUAUCACUUCAUGUGGCUCCUCCUUUAAUUGAUUUUGUUGUCAGGAUAAAACAAACAUUACCAAAAUAUCCUGCCAUUUUUGCUGAAGUUAAACGAGCUUCUCCAAGUAAAGGUAAUAUUGACAUAACGGUUAAUGCUGCGGAACAAGCUCUAACUUAUGCGAAAGCGGGUGCUUCUGUAAUUUCAGUAUUAACUGAACCAAAAUGGUUCAAAGGUACUUUAAAUGAUAUGAGACAAAUUCGAGAUGUAUUAUCAACAAUUCCUAAUCGACCAGCUAUAUUACGAAAAGAUUUUAUAUUAGAUACUUAUCAAAUUAUGGAAGCACGUAUAUACGGAGCUGAUACUAUAUUAUUAAUUGUCUCAUUAUUAUCAGAUGAAAAAUUAAUGGAAUUAUAUAAAUUUUCCAAACAUCUCGGUAUGGAACCUUUAGUAGAGGUUAAUAAUGAAGAAGAAAUGAAACGAGCUGUAAAGUUAGGAGCCAAAGUAAUUGGAGUUAACAAUAGAAAUUUACAUACAUUUGAUGUUGAUUUAAAUACCACUUCCCGUCUAGCUGAGAUGGUAUCAGAUGACGUGAUAUUAGCAGCUUUGAGUGGAAUAACUGAAAGAGAUGAUGUUGUUAAAUAUCUUGAACAAGGAGUUGGAGCAUUAUUAAUUGGUGAAGCACUGAUGAGAUCAAAAGAUAAGAAAGCAUUUAUUCACGAAAUUCUUGGAUUAGAUAAAUCCGUGAAAAAAAAAUCAAAUACCGAGAAGGUGGUAGUUACACCUUUAGUAAAAAUUUGUGGAGUAUCAACGAUCGAUGCAGCAAUAGAAGCAGCCGAUGCAGGGGCAGAUUUUAUUGGACUUAUUUUUGCUAAAUCCAAAAGACAAGUAACAAUUGAUCGAGCGUUAGAAAUUGUUGCAGUUAUACGAGACUUUCAAUCAGAAAAAAUUAAUGAAACGAAAGAAGAAGAAGUUAACGAGAUUAAUGGUAAAGAAGAUUCUCUACCAGUAUAUUUCGAACAACAAUAUGAUUGGUUUAAUUUACAAGCGAACAGAAUAAAUAGAAACACAAGAAAACCAUUAAUAGUGGGAGUAUUUCAAAAUCAACCAUUAGAUGAAAUAAUUAAAAUAGUUGAUCAUUUGAAAUUAGAUUUAGUUCAAUUACAUGGAGAAGAAACAUUAGAAAUGUCAAGAUUUAUACCUCUACCUGUAAUUAAAGCUUUUCAUAUUGAUGAAAGUUUUUCCAAUCCGACGUUAGUUUCUCAACCAGGAUAUAAUGCAUUAUCUUUAUUAGACACAAAAGUGACGAUAACUAAAGAUUCGAAAGAGCAACACCAAGGAGGAGGAGGAAUUGCCUUUGAUUGGAAUAUAGCAUUAGAUAUUAAAAAAAGUGCAUCGAAAAAUGUAGGGAAAUUCGGAUAUCCAAUAAUUUUAGCGGGAGGAUUAAAACCAGAAAAUGUCGUAGAGGCCAUAGAAUUAGUGAAACCAUGGUGUGUUGAUGUAUCAAGUGGAGUUGAGACAGAUGGAGUAAAAGAUUUAGAUAAAAUUAGAGAAUUCAUUAAAAAUGCAAAAUCAAUUAUUUACGAAGAAGAGGAUGAAGAAAAAAUUGAGGAUGAACAAAAAACGGAAAUUUGA